AUGGAUUCACCAUUGUUGACAUUGGUCUUUUUUGGUUUGGGGAUUUUCCUGGGUAUUUUCUCUCCAAUCGUGCAGUCUCAAGAAAAUCUGAAUCCUGGAUUAGAAUCUCCACCAACUCCUCAGUCGCCGCCGCCAUCUCCUCCUCCGCCAUCGUCCCCUCCUCCGCCGCCACCUGGAUCGUCCCCUUCUCCUCCUCUGCCGUCCCCUAGAUCAUCACCUCCACCACCGCUAACUCCGCCUCUACAACUUCCACCUUCUCCCAAUCGCCGGCCACUGCCGAGGACACUCCCUCGACCUUCUCACAAUCGCCGGCCACCGCCGAGGACCCCCCCUCGCGUGACUGCGAAGUCGCUGCCUCAAGAAACGACAGGAAGAAAGAAUCACAGAGCGAAAGCGGCCAUGGAAAAGCAAGCCCGGCUUCCAAAGAAAACCUCAAUUUGGGGAAGAAAAUUGGCUUGA
Messenger RNA from Camellia sinensis, 459 nucleotides. The record is from RefSeq and is a predicted model, not a curated record. Lineage: Eukaryota; Viridiplantae; Streptophyta; Magnoliopsida; Ericales; Theaceae.